Molecule: messenger RNA, 753 nt
Organism: Botrytis deweyae
Lineage: Eukaryota; Fungi; Ascomycota; Leotiomycetes; Helotiales; Sclerotiniaceae
Exons: 3
Coding region: 1-753 (250 amino acids)
Source: RefSeq, a predicted model, not a curated record
AUGUCAGAAGAAGACCGAAUAAACUUCGGAGUACCUGGGGUCCUGGAUGUACCUGAGUGGGGUGCACUUGGCUUCUUUUACGGAGUAGGCGUUCCAGGUUUUGCUUACGAUGGCAGUCGCGCCAUGGACGCGUUACAAUUGAAUCAUGAUCUUAUUUUUCGAUUGGAAGAAUUGAGGGGGCUGGGAAUCUUCUCACCCAUGAUUCAUGAUUAUCAUAUUACAACAGUUAUGAUUUUCAAAAAGCGUUUGUUAGGUGAGAUAGUGAUGGAAAUGGAAAUCGAGAUUUCAUCUGAUUCAAAAUCUUCUUCUUCCAUCAGAAACGCGGUAUCCUCUGUAAUUCUCAGCCCACCUAAAGUGUAUCUUUCAUCUUGGCUUCUCCAGACCUUCAAACCUGUCAAAUGGGACUACCCGCGCAGCCGCGGCUUGCUUCCUCCAAAGCUACAGCCUCUUCUUACUACACAGCUUUUUGGUCUUAUAUUUACCAAUUAUCUAAUGUUUACCAAUGACCAACUUCCAAGCCUUUCCAAAAGUUUCAAAAAUGUCAAGGUUGAGGCAGAAUUUUCAUAUAAUUUUCAUACGAAUUUUGGUCUUCACAUUCUUCACCGCUCAUCUAUUUUAGGAUCUGAUGUCGAGAUCCGGAUGUUCCGCUUGGGAUUCGGGAAGCGAACAUCCAAAGAAAGACCCAACUUUGAAGGAAGAGAAAAGAAGAGCAAAGCCACUAAUUACGAAGUGUACCAAAUUACUGUCCCAUGA